Molecule: messenger RNA, 3276 nt
Organism: Exophiala bonariae
Lineage: Eukaryota; Fungi; Ascomycota; Eurotiomycetes; Chaetothyriales; Herpotrichiellaceae
Exons: 8
Coding region: 1-3276 (1091 amino acids)
Molecular function (GO): ATP hydrolysis activity; ATP binding
Source: RefSeq, a predicted model, not a curated record
AUGUCUGCCUCAGUUGUUCCCACCUUUUCCUCGAACGCUAACAGUGCUAAUGGGAUUGAGUCCGAAGCUCAUCCGACACCAGCUGAGUCCCUUUCGUCAAGGCGCUUUAGUUUAAGUCAUACAAAUGGUUCGAACUCAGGGACGGAGACUAUGCUGAAUGGUGCUACUAUUAUCCCAUUGGACACAUCAUCGGGCCUUAGCCAUGACGCUGCCGACAAUCAUAAUAGGGCUGAGGCACCUCAGAACCGGAAAGAUAGUGUUACCCAACUGCUCGAUUCAUGGGCUACCAAACUCGGUGGUUCGUCCCAAGGAGAUCCACAGAUGCUACUCAAGAAUCUCACCGGCAUCUUGGACGAAAUUACGCAAAGAUUUGAGAAGCUUGAGGGUGCCAAACCCUCGGAUCCAGCCUCUCCAAGGCCUUCUACCCCGGAGUCUGAGCCGGAAUCGACAUAUGAUCCCUUUACUCAUGAGAAAGCUAAGGAAACGCAAGAGAUCGAGACGAUAGUAAAAUUCUUUUGUGACUCUGUCCCGUCAGAAUUCAAAGAGUGGAAGAGUCCCUCGAAACACCUUAUCGGAGUUCUGUACAAACGGGCUGAUGACUGGGUGGAAGAGUCUCGUGAUCCUAACUCCCCAGCUCCUUUCGGCCCACUGCCAGGCAAGGUCGUCAUUGUGGAAGUGCGGAUUGAGUCCAAACCAGUCGCAGAAUUCCUCAGUAAGACGACUAAGACUAGCUUGACCAAGGAUGGACAUAUACUUUUCAGCCAGCCUUUUCGUCUGCUAAUCCGCCAAAGUCACAACAUCACGGAACGCCUUGCGGAACUUGAAAGGGAAGUCAGCAAUUCUUCUCAAGCCGGCGGUGACUUGGAGGAUGCUGAGACUCUCAGCAAGUCCCAAAGUGUUGAUUCUGUGCUUUUGCCCAACAACGAACCCCCUGCUGCAGGUUCUAUGGACGUGACUCCCAGUCUGAAGGGCGAAGAUGAUGACACGCCGCCGGAAGAUCUCAACAAGGCCCUCGCUCACUUCAGUCAGCUCCAUCAGUUUAUUAGCUCAUACUUUGCGGAACAACUUGCGAUGAUCGAAAGUCUCAAAGGGGCGACCCAGACCCACAUAUCCUUUGAACAUCUUUGGAUGCUGUUCGAUUCUGGCACUGAUGUGUAUUGUCGAAGCCGGAAGGGAGGCCAUAAGCUCCGUGGCUUGAGCGAUGAUCUUCCCAGUGUGUUCACCGAAAGACUUUGGGCUCCCCAGGCUUUUCGUGUUGUGAGCACAGUUGGUGGAGGGCGUUCGCAGAGUGUGCCACAUAUGCGGCUGGCCACCAGAUUCGGCAAGGGGACUGUUUCAACGCGCCCACGAGAUUGUUUUAGUGAUCUGUCUCUACAAUGUUAUUAUAUCGAGUACACAGGAACAGAGUGGCAACCCGUCCUGGACCAUAUCGUCCUGAAGCCCUAUGAUGGAACCAUGGAGAUUACUGAUUUGGAAGUCUAUCCUAUCCACUAUCGACCGCAAAUGAAAGACCCGUAUCUGGAUCUGCAUGACCGAGGAAAGAGGUAUGUGAACCUUACAAGACUCAGCCAUCUACGCUACGAGGGGUCUACGGCGGGUGACAACAGCGAGGAGAUCUCGAGUCCUGUUAUCAUCGAUAUGAAGACUUCCUCUACCGAGCAAGACCAUGAAAGGCUUCCAUCCAGGAACAGACUUUCACGUGCUGAUUUAGCCGAUGAGAUGGGUCGCACUCCAGGCUAUGAGGUCUCUGGCCAUUCUUGUAGUCUCGGAUGCUGCCCAGGAGGAAAAUGUGAGUAUCUGACGCAGCAAGGCGUGUUGCUCAACGAGUAUCUGGAUCAUCUCUCGAAAGUGCUCGAGGAACUGGAUAAUAACACAAAAUCAAUCCGAGCCAAUCCGGACAGUUAUCUGGAUGUUCUCAGUCAGAACGACUUACAUCAUCUCCUCCCUGGCGUUGUCGUGGGAUAUUCAUUGCGAAACAGAAGAUGGGUGGCCCUUAGAUUGGAUCUUCUGCAAGAAAUCCACUAUAAUGCAUUAGAUGGAGGUUGGACGACCUUGUCUUGCCUGGCGAUCAUAAAAGGCUGGUGCGAGCAAUGGUCGAAAAAUUUGCGGACAAAGACAAGGGUGCCCAUCGAGGACAAGGGGAAAGGUUCGAAGCUGAUCUUGUGCGUGGUAAAGGCAAAGGUUGCAUCAUACUGCUCCAUGGCGUACCUGGAGUUGGAAAAACAAGCACAGCUGUGUGUGGCUGCUUAUACGAGAAGGCCACUACUGCCAAUAACGUGUGGUGACAUUGGGUACACCCCUGCCGAUGUAGAGCGAUUUCUUGAUAACAUCUUUACACUCGCACAUAAAUGGGGAUGUGUGCUGCUACUGGACGAGGCAGAUGUCUUUUUGGCCAAGCGUCUCAAGCACGAUGUGAAGCACAAUGGCUUGGUUUCAGUUUUCCUACGUGUUUUGGAGUAUUACUCCGGCAUUUUAUUCCUGACGACCAAUCGAGUAGGGACCAUCGAUGAUGCAUUCCGCUCAAGGAUCCAUCUAACACUAUUUUAUCCUCAACUUAACCGGCCCCAGACCAUACAGGUCUGGGAAUCAAAUAUAAGACGGGUGGAAGAGUACAACAAAUACCGGAAAGAGCACCACCUACCGAUCAUGAAGUACGACAAAGAGGAGCUCCUUGACUUUGCCGGAAGGCGCUUUGAUGCAGAGCUGCGUUGGAAUGGUAGACAGAUUCGCAAUGCAUUCCAAACUGCGAUUGCGCUCGCCGAGUACCAGGCGAAAGAAAAAGCGGACAAGAAGGGCGGCCAACAUAUCGCUCCUCGCCUCGACCUCACCCAGUUUAGAACCAUUGCGAAGGCCACGAAAGCUUUCGACGAGUACUUGUCUACGCUCUAUGGACACGACGAAGACGUGAUGGCUGAACGAGAAAAGCACAGGGUCAACCCGAAGAGAAUGGCCAAGAAGUCGCACACUGCAGUCGUCAGCGAAGAGCCGACAUCAUCUGAGUCAGCUGCUUCAAGCGAGGAGAGCGAAGAACCAAGUGAAAGUGAAGCCGAACCGAAAUCGAAAGGAAAGGGAAAGAAGCGGCCCGUAGCGAAGAAAGAGUCACCAGCAAAGAAGAAGCAAUCCACCGCGGACACCAAGAAGGAUAAAUCUGGGGCUAAGGGCAAGAAGAGGCGCCAUGAAUCAGGCAAGAAGGCUAAAUCGAAACAGCAGGAAGACGACGAGGAAAAUAGUGAGGGAUCGGACCAGCAGGCUAGUUCAGAUGGUGAUCACACGUAG